Eimeria necatrix is the source of this 672-nucleotide messenger RNA. RefSeq lists its product as hypothetical. Bases 1 to 672 code for a protein of 223 amino acids. The transcript has 2 exons. Gene Ontology annotation, molecular function: 3',5'-cyclic-nucleotide phosphodiesterase activity. Gene Ontology annotation, biological process: signal transduction. Lineage: Eukaryota; Apicomplexa; Conoidasida; Eucoccidiorida; Eimeriidae. The record is from RefSeq and is a predicted model, not a curated record.
AUGGUUCAGCUUCGUCUGGGAAAUCCCACAGAAGUGGUGCUGACAACUGCCCCUUCGAAUUUUACGUUUACACGUGGCAGCACCACAUCUGGUAAACAGUGGCAGCCGCGAGAUGGGAAAUUAUUGCUCCCAAGCAACAGCUUUCACGCUUAUGCGGAAACGCAGGCCACCGCUUGGAAGGGACUGGAUGAAGAAGUUGUAAUAUGCGUUGCAGCUCUGGGUCAUGAUGUUGGACAUCCCGGACUUAACAAUGCUUUCCUCGUGUCAACCAAUCAGUCUCUUGCUCUUGUAUACAACGAUAACGCCGUUCUGGAAAAUUACCAUGCAUAUAUAACUUUCAGGACAAUCUCAGCCACAGCGGAGGUGGACGGAGGAAUAUUGAGAGGGCUUUCAGCCAGCGCAUAUCGCCAGUUAAGAAAACAAGUGAUCGAUUUGAUUCUUGCAACAGAUAUGGCGCAGCACUUUCCUAUUCUCUCAUCUUUCCGUGCACGCAAUGCUUCCCAGACGUUUUCUGUUAGCUCCAAUGAAGAAGAUAAAUGGAUGCUCGCAAAGCUGCUAAUCAAAACAGGGGAUAUUGGGCAUUCAAUGCUUGCCUGGGAACAACACUACAUGUGGGCUUGUCGAGUUAAUGAGGAGUUUUAUAAACAGGUCAGUCCACCAUUAAGAGCCUAG